Molecule: messenger RNA, 3111 nt
Organism: Rhea pennata
Lineage: Eukaryota; Metazoa; Chordata; Aves; Rheiformes; Rheidae
Gene: ZCCHC7
Product: zinc finger CCHC-type containing 7
Exons: 11
Coding region: 136-1905 (589 amino acids)
Biological process (GO): nuclear mRNA surveillance of mRNA 3'-end processing; nuclear polyadenylation-dependent snRNA catabolic process; nuclear polyadenylation-dependent CUT catabolic process
Cellular component (GO): TRAMP complex
Molecular function (GO): RNA binding; zinc ion binding
Source: RefSeq, a predicted model, not a curated record
CCGGGGGCGGGGCGCGCAGCGCGUGUUCCGGCGCGCGGCUUCCUGGUUGGCGCUUCCCGGUGCGGCCGGCAGAUUUUGGGGGUGGAAGACAUUUUCCUGUGAUCUCUUGAAGAUACAGUCUAUUUUAUUCCCAGAAUGUUUGAUGGAUAUGAAGACACAGAGGAUAUUGAAGUGUAUGAAGAUGAACUUUAUCAUGAGGAAUCGUCCAGUGAGCAGAGUGUCACUAGUGAAGUAGAAUUUCAUCUUUACAGCCAGAUCCACUAUUCCCAAAAUCUUGGAGAAAUCAGCAAACUGGAAAUAAGUGAAGAAGCUGAUGUUGCAGGAAUCAGGGGUCAGAGUUCAUUUUUAACUGAGGAAUUGCAUGAAGACAGGAACAUUGUUGAAUUGACUGAUCGUGAUGGCAUUCAGAUUUCUGAUGACCAUGAGAUCAUCAUCUUAUCUGAUACACCAGAUGAAGACAGUGUUUACAAAAGCAAAGCAAAGAAGUCAACAAGCUCUGUAGUUCCAGAGAAGAAAUAUGUCAGUCCAGGAGUUUCCACACCAAAUCAUGCCAAAGCUUCUGAGUUUAAUAUCCUGGAUCCUGCUGAAUCCGUCACAAAAGUUUCAAGUCAAAGGAAAAGGGUUAGUAGGAAGUUUAACUCAGUUACUUCUACUGGAACUCAUGCAAUACAAGAUGUGAUGAUAAUAGAUGAUAGCUCAAAUGCUGAGGAGGAGAGCUUGAUCUCUGAAAGUGAUAAUGUGGAAAGUUGGAUGCUUUUGGGAUGCAGUGCAGAUGACAAAGAUGAAGAUAUCAUUUUGAACCUUGAAGGGUGUGGAACUUCUGUCAGUGAAGUGCCUGUGGAUAGAAGAUGGGAGUUAGAAAGAGAAGUUGAUGUGGACUGGUCCAUCAGUAAUAAAGACUUGGAGGCACAGAUCUGUAACUAUUCAACGGUGAAGCGUACAAGUGUCCGAUAUUACACAGCUGAUAAAAAUGUUACUUGUAGAAAUUGCAGCAGACCGGGUCAUUUGUCCAAAAACUGUCCUAUUCCAAGGAAGAUUCCCCCUUGUUGUUUGUGUGCAGAAAGAGGUCAUCUACAAAACACUUGCCCAGCACGAUUUUGUUUGAACUGCUGUUUGCCUGGACACUAUUCUAAGGAGUGUCUUGAGAGAGCCUAUUGGAAUAAACACUGUAACCGCUGUGAUAUGAAAGGGCAUUAUGCUGAUGCUUGCCCAGAAAUAUGGAGGCAGUAUCACCUAACAACAAAACCAGGGCCAAUAAAGACGGCUAGUUCUCACUCCGAGCACUCUGCUUUAGUGUACUGCUACAACUGUUCACGGGAAGGACAUUUUGGAUACGAGUGCUCAGAGAGGCGGAUGCAUGGCAGUAUUUUCCCUACUUCUCCAUUCAUCUACUACUAUGAUGAUGAAUAUGACAUCAAGAGGAGAGCUAACAGACUAAAAAGAAAGGUUGCAGAACUACAAGAGGCUGGCCUUUUGCCGAUACAGUUAGAGAGCCCAUUGAAGAAAGAAAAACACACGGAACACAGCCAUAAAAAAAGGAAAAAGCCUUGGAAAGAGUAUGGUAAACAUCAUAAAGAUGACAAGUAUCUCAAAAAGACUAAGAAGAAAUCCCAGGCAGACAAACUCAAAGCAAAAAAGCACAGACAUGAUGCUGAAAGGGGCCAUGGAAUGGAGGAGGACUUUCCUAGAGAGUGUAAAAAGCAUGCAUUGAAGGGUGGCAAAAAAUGGCAGAGGUCAGUUCUCCAGGCACAUGGCAGCAAGACAGAAUAUGCACAGGAGAUUCUGGAAGCAGCUAAAAGAAAGAAGAAAAGGAAAAAGCAGAAAGACAGUAGUCCCAAUAUUGAUGAGAAUUUAUUCCUUAUAAAACAGAGAAAAAGGAAAUCUAAACAGAAAUCUAACUGCUAAUGGGGAAGUAGGCAGCAAGCCAUGUCAUUUACUAGCACCACCUAUUGUAUAUUUUUAUCCCUCUUUUAACACAUACACUUUUGAAUCCAUUCCUGAAUCCAGACUGGUGUGUCUAACUACCAGUCAUUAAAUGAACGUCUGUUUUUAUUUCCAAAGGAGUAAUCAUAAACAUGACAUUGUUCACUUGAUGGGAAGUAUUUAAUGUCCAUCAGUAGAGUGACUACAUUUUUUUGGCAGUUCUGGGUUAGUCCGUAAGUAUUUUAUUUUCUUGUAAUGAGAGAGGGGUCUUUGUUGGAUUUGGUAGGAUUUUAUUCCUUAACUUGUGAAAUGUUCCUUUACCUUUCGGAGUGGGAACUGCUGUUUGGUAAAUGUGAUUCCUUUUCAGCUGAGAUUACAGGAGGGCUUUCACAUUAGGAGGAGUCAAGGUAGGGAGAAAAGAAUGUAGAUCUAAAAUGUACUCCUAAAAAGGAAUGUAGUUGCUCAGCUCUCUCUGAGUGCCAGGAAGCACUUUUUCAUUUCUUUCUCUCUUGGAGGGUGUUGUGAACUUGUUAUCUUGCACUUUGGGGCGUGAUAGUCUUUUAGCUUGCAGUCUGAUACAGUGGUAUCAGUCCAUCAUGGUUAUUGCUACACUUUUCAGUCUCAGCUGCAAAUGAGCUCUGCAAAGGAGCCCAGUCCUUGUCUUUUUUGACUAGUAAACACAGCAGGAGAAAUCAGUUAAGAAAACGGAAAGACACUCAAGUUUACACCUUGAAUUAAAUAUGUCUGUGUUCUCCCUUGUGUGGAAUUUCUUUUUGAAAAAGAGAACUACGUAGCAAGAUAGCAGAACAUGAAAAAUGUAUUUGAUUCCAGGCAUACCAUGCUAAAAUUUAAUAAUUUAAUUUUUUUCAAGAUGGUUAUUUUUGUAAUAUAGGAUUAAGCAAUUAUGUUGUUAGAAGCUUUCUAAGAAUAAAUGCUUGGUCAGAGGAACAGCCCAAAUAAAACUUCAUUUUAGAGAUAUCCUAAACUACAGAUUUAUUCUAAUUUUCUUGCAUUAUCAAGCAGAACUAUCAAAGAAAACACUGCUUCUCUGUCAUAUUUUGAAACUACAUCAACUCUAACAAGAGAUUUUCCAUUUCUGAAUAGGAUGUGGUCUAUACUAUAAACACUUUUUAUGGAAUGUGAUCUAUGCUAUAAAUGCUUUUAGUACAAUAGAGAUAUUAACUAAGA